UUUGAAAAUGAAACCCACUCUUGUCUCACACCUUUUAUAAAACCCUUACAUUACAUUAUCAUUCUGUCUUCGGCACCUCUAGUGUUGCAACUUGCCAGCAGUAUCUAAACCAACAUCCUGUCUCUACUUUGAAGCUGCUGGUGAGCAUCAGUUUAUAAAUACCAACCCCUCAAUGGUGGUGCUCUGUAGAUACACUGUCCCAGAAGUCAGUUUGAACAUAAUUAAGUAACAUGAUUUGGAAGUCACUCAUUUAAGCCUUAACUGUGUGUGCAAACAGUAUCUACAAUGUACACUAUCUCUUAAUGGCCUCAUUUUCCUUAAAAGUGUGUGUGUGUGUGUGUGUGUGUGUGUGUGUGUGUGUGUGUGUGAGUGUUUUAAAUCACAUGUUCAACCCCGAAGCGCCACAUCCUGAUUCAAACAGAGCAGCGGUGCGACAUCCUGCCCACGUACAGAGUGCAGGUGCGGUGGUUUCAUUGCUGCUGCUGCUGCUGCUACGCGUCACUGUCCUGCUCACAAAGCGCAGCUCUGAUAUCCAACUUGACCUGACCCGGUGUAAUCCCCCAAAGUCAUUUUUGCUUUGCUCGACAAGGACUCGAGGCCGAUCACUUCAUCUCCGUCCGUCGUCUCGCAGCGCUCAUCCGCUCGCGCGACAGCAGCAGCCGCCACAGCCACAGCGCGCUGUCCAAAAAACAUUAGGAUACGUUAAUGUUGCGGUGAGGAAAGCAUUGUGGGAGGACUCUGUGCAUGACAAGCUGCUCAGUGGAAGGUAGAGAGGCGAAUAAAAUCGCGAGGAGAAGCUCACGCACGACUCCAGCUCCACGGAAUCCCGACUUGUUUACCCUGUACCGGGCACAGAGGAGCACCGUUGCGCAGUCUUUACGCACAACCAAAGAGCGGACUUGGGGGGGCGUUUGUCUGUCACCACCAUGUCAGCCGCAACAGCUUCAAUAGCAGAUGUGUCCAGGACUGAUUUUACUAACCAAGAUGAUCGGAAUAAGUCAGCUCAGAACCAGGCUCAGUGCACACCUGUGCCCCUGCCAGCACUGGGCACCCAGAGGAUCAUCCAGGGCAACGGCACAACUGUUGGGACAGUCAUUUCCCUGCAGUGCCCAGCCAAACACAAACUGGUUGGACGUGAGCUGAUCUGCGUCAUGGACACCAACAGCACCCACUGGGUGGGGGAGACCUACUGUAAACCUCUGUCUCCUAUUGAGGACUAUGGUUUCCGUGUGGCUGUGCUGGCGUCCAUUGUAAGCUCGGCCAUAAUCUUCUUCAUGUCCGUGGCCUUCAUCACCUGCUGUUUGCUUGACUGCAUCAAGGAGGACAAAAGGAAAAGGCAUGAAAGGGAGUCUGAAAUGUGGCAGUGGGAGGAGCAGGCCCAACAUCAGGAGGACAACAGGUCUCGCUACGGCCAUAAAGGCAGGAACAACAACAACAACAACAGCCAGGACAAGGUGCUCUCACUGUGGGACACCGGUAACCCAGCUGUGUGUGACAGCAUGCGAGCCUGCAGAUGUCAUCAGCAGUAUGCUUAUGGUCCUGCCUGCACAUAUGGCCCCACUCCCCCACUCUCCACUCUCCCUGGCUACGACUACAGCCAGCCUCUCUUACCCCGAAACCCAGAUUCUGCACAGCUCCCCGGUACACCUGAAUACAUCGGACCUCCUCAGUCACACUGUCAAACUGCAAGCCCAGGCCUGGUCCAGCUCUCAGCGGCGGGGCCUGGUGUGGCGAGGCAGUACGGAAGACAGCAGAGCACUUUCUGUGGAGCGAAGCCAUCGACCACAGACGAGUCCAACACGAGGAAUAUAAACGCUGCCAAAGAAUUUUCCAUUCGGAUUAUAUCAGUGUGAGGACACAUUACACAGGAGGUGAACGCCAUCAGUCAAGAACUUGUUUACUGACCAAAUAUGUUGGUGUGUGCGACGAGGACUACGAGAAGUAGUAACUGAACAUUCCUGAUCUUGUUGAAAUUAUAAUGCAGUUCUGCACAGUAUGAAGGCUCUGUAGGCAUACUGAUGAGACAGACUUAUGUGCCUUCUGUAAACUGCAAUGGCAUACUGCCCUCUGUCUGAAAAGGGGAGCUAUUGCACUUUCAGGACACCAGCCUUGACAGAUGACACUCCCUGUAUGUAGAACUCGGGACUUUCAUGCCCUCGAUUGAGCUUUUCAGAAAUAUUGUUUUGUAAGAAUUAAAGGUACAGUAGGUGACUUAUAGGAAAAUAACUUUUUGUCAUAUUUUCUGAAACUGUCAUGUCCCGACAGUCGUACAUGAGACAGACAAUCUGUGGAAACAUCAGUCCUGCUAAUGGCAUUUGCAAGAGUCCACCACCCUGAACCAAAACAACCAAUCAGAGCCAGGAGGAGUCUCUGGCACUCCCUGUUCACCCCCCCUCUCCUGCACAUACUCUCACUCCUUCAAACUCUUCAGUGCACAGCUUCACUUUUAGAUUCGGUUUUUAAAUCCUUUGGGCUCCUGCAGCUCUCUCCAGCUUGAAAAAGUCCACAGAUGUUUACUGUGAAACAUCUGUUUUAUCUCCGACUCGAUUUAAGUCCGAAUCCCACACUUCUUCUUUUUACUUUUUACUGCAGCUGCCCUUAAAGAGUACAUACUGUUCCAUGCAGUAUGCACACAGCUGGGACAUACUACUCUUUCAUAAGCUAACAUUACACCCUGAACACCCUCUUUCUCAUAGAUCUGUUACCAUGGUGAUGAAACGGAACGCCUUGCCAGAGAUGGAGGUCAAGCCGGGGUGCUCUGCUGCUGUUACUUUGCGAUGUAUGUAGCUCUAACUUUUAAGAUAUGACUGCAUACAUUGUAGAUUCUCACAUAUUAUAAUCACAACAGUAAAAUUACGCAUUUCUCUGUCGUAAUUUUCAUAGUUAUGUCCUUUUGUUGUUGGUAAAUUAAUCUCUAGGAUUAUUUUGUUCACUUAAACAAUUAAUAGUCCUAUAAUUACUAUUCGACUGAUCAUCAGUUACUUGAAUGUCUUUCAUCACUGCGGCUUCUGACAGCUGUCAAUCGCAACAUGUGACCAGUUGUAGUAUGAUGUCCUGGUAUUUUUGGCAUACUGCAUUUGACAUACUAUGUAUUGGGACAUACUAAAUCUUUUUCUGGCAUACUAUAUAGUAUGGUAGUAUGGCUACUGGAAUGCAGUUUCUUUUCUGCUUGCUUUUCGUCAUCGAUUUUCUUCUGUUUCCUUGUCUUCGCCAAGUACGCUAUUGUUGGCAGCGCAGCGUGUUCUCAAGCAAUGACUGACGCUGCAAAAGAGACUCCUCCUGGCUCUCUGAUUGGUUGUUUCAUUCAGGCCAGGUGGAUUCUUGUAAAUGUCAUUAGGAGCACUGGGAGGAGCCAAAGGGAACAUAUUUUAUUUUAUUUUACAAAUUAUUAUUUAAAAGUUUUUUGUUUUGUUUUUUUACAAAAUUUUUUUUAAAAGUUAUUCUCUCUAAAAGUCACAUACUGUAGCUUUAAGCUGUUUAUUGGGACAUAGUUCACAACACAUUGUAGGCAGCUGAGGCAGUUGUCUGAGACUCACAUUAGGGCUGGAAAGUCCACAUUGUUAGAUGAUGGAAAGCACCAGCCAGUAUGUAAAUAUCAGUUUUUAAAGAAUGUAAAUAAAUUAAAGACUCCCACUGAUAAGGAGUGAGACUGUGUAUUGCAAUGGAACAAGUGCAGCUGUGUACAUUUCUCCAAGAAGGACCAAUGCAAAUGUUUACAAGCCAACAUGAUAAGGCAGCAGCAGUGUGUGAUGAUGUAGCUUACACACAGAGAAACUUUAAACAUGGUGAAGAAUGUAUUUUUGACAAGAGAAUGGCAACUAAGUAGCCUAUUAUCAUUAAUAUUAUUAUUAUUAUUGAUAUUAUAUGAGUAUAAAUGGAUGAAGGGAAUAAAAUAAAGUGAUGA
Molecule: messenger RNA, 3904 nt
Organism: Epinephelus moara (kelp grouper)
Lineage: Eukaryota; Metazoa; Chordata; Actinopteri; Perciformes; Serranidae
Gene: susd3
Exons: 5
Coding region: 927-1853 (308 amino acids)
Cellular component (GO): plasma membrane
Source: RefSeq, a predicted model, not a curated record